AUGAUUGGACUUCGCUCAAUUUUUGUUGCAUCUCUGGCAAUAUCUUGCACCUGUGCCAAGCUCGCAUGGAAAGACACGAAAUUCUUGUUCACUUUCGGUGACUCCUACACGACAGACGGAUUCAACAUAUCCGCUGGUGUUAACUCUCCCGUUCCAGGAUUUGUUUCUUCUAAUGGGCCUAAUUGGGUUCAGGCUUUAGGAAGUACUUAUAAUGUUGCCGGAACAAAGAUAUUCAACCUGGCCUCGGGAGGAGCUACAAUAGAUUCGAAAUUAGUAACUCCGUUCGAACCCACUGUUCUAUCAAUCGUGGAUCAAGUAGCACAAUUCCAUCAAUUUUUGGCACCCAAGCCGGUUGGCGCACAAUGGGCUAGCAACAAUUCGCUUUUUGCUAUCUGGAUUGGCAUCAACGAUGUUGGCAAUUCCUUUGCAUGGACAAAUGUUUCUCAAUCCCAAUUUCAUACAGUCCUCAUGAACCGCUUAACCACACAGCUUGACCAACUCUAUGCAGAUGGCGCGCGCUCCUUCCUCUUCCUCACCGUUCCACCCACCGAUCGCGCCCCUCUCAUCCUGCAGCAAGGUCCAACCGCUGUCAACGCGAUAAAGCCUGCCCUCGCCGACUACAACCAGCAGCUCCGCACAACUGCACAAAAAUUCCAGGCCAAGCACAAGGACAUCAACACCGCGAUUGUCUUCGACACCCAACCCGUCUUCAACACCCUCCUGGACAACGCAAAAACUUUCGGAUAUGUGAACUCGACUGGAUUCUGCGAAGCUUAUCAGAAUGGAACACCGUCGCAGACUACACAGACGCCUCCAUGUGCACCUGUUUCCAAUUACUUCUGGUUGAACUCCUUACAUCCCCUUUUUACAGUCCACAACUCUUUGGCGCUUGCAAUAUCCACCACUUUGAGCACCUGA
Psilocybe cubensis is the source of this 918-nucleotide messenger RNA. RefSeq lists its product as uncharacterized. The coding region runs from base 1 to 918 and encodes 305 amino acids. Lineage: Eukaryota; Fungi; Basidiomycota; Agaricomycetes; Agaricales; Agrocybaceae. The transcript has 11 exons. Gene Ontology annotation, molecular function: hydrolase activity, acting on ester bonds. The record is from RefSeq and is a predicted model, not a curated record.